This is a messenger RNA of Bursaphelenchus okinawaensis, 568 nucleotides long. NCBI's taxonomy places the organism in Eukaryota, Metazoa, Nematoda, Chromadorea, Rhabditida, Aphelenchoididae. The record is from the annotation of a GenBank genome assembly.
AUGAAUGGAUUCCGUCCAGCCGUUUGGGAUCCGUUAUUGAUCAUUGGUCAGAUUGGAUGCAAUCAAUCCAUGUUUUAUGCUUCGCAAUGCUUGUUAAUGUUGGGCUGGUCAUUUUUCACACCUUAUAAGCCAACAAUUGAUCAUAUUUUUAGCCCAAUCGUAAGUUUUUUCUUUUUUUUAUUUGGUUUUAGGCGGUCCAACCUUUGGAUCUUGGAUAAUAUUGGAAAGACGCCGAAAUUAUCAAUCUUUAAGUGUUAAUGAUAUUUUCUUUCAGACAGCACGGCCAAUAAGUAUAGUACAGAUAAUCUCAGCCGCAUUGCUGGGCUAUGCCUUCUCUUUGGUUGUUCAGCGAGCCAAGAACUGCCUGGAUUUCGCGUGCACCGUGCACUUUUGGCAUUUUGUGAUGGUUGUGAUAUACAACGCCACGAUACCGACCCAACUAACGUGGUGGUUGUUGCAGUUAAUCAGUGUGACGAUAUGUACAGUUGUGGGCGAGUACUUUUGCUUCAGGAACGAACAGCUUGAGAUUCCAUUGACAACGACAUCUUCUACGAAUCCGAACAAAUAA